Phasianus colchicus (ring-necked pheasant) is the source of this 5632-nucleotide messenger RNA. RefSeq names its product MCF.2 cell line derived transforming sequence (gene MCF2). Gene Ontology annotation, biological process: intracellular signal transduction; dendrite development. The record is from RefSeq and is a predicted model, not a curated record. Gene Ontology annotation, molecular function: guanyl-nucleotide exchange factor activity; protein binding. Gene Ontology annotation, cellular component: cytoplasm. NCBI's taxonomy places the organism in Eukaryota, Metazoa, Chordata, Aves, Galliformes, Phasianidae.
AGGCAGGAAUCUGCUAAAUGCUAAGAGUUGGGAAGCUCGCCUUAAAAACCAGAGGGCCCAGCCCUGGAAGGCUGUCUUUGUGACCAAGAGGGGUUCUGCUGGACUUGCCUUUGUGCUAGUAACACAGAAGGUUACAUCCCGAUUUACUUGCAGUCAAACUAUAGUGCAUGCUGCAUUUCUGAUCUUUGCGUAAUUCUGGAAUAAAGAAGUGCAAAUAAGCUGCAUUUGAAAUACAGUGCCCUAUUUUUUCACCAUAAGAAUAUGCAGCUCUGCAGUCACGCAUCUGAUCCAGGGUUUGUUUUUUUGUUUUUUUUUUUUAUCAGAAUACAGAUUUUUGUUUAACUCCUUUGUGUAUGCCGUUCUGUACUGACUGCACGGGCUCAUGCUUGUGCCAUUGCUUUGGAAAGCAAGACCCUGCCAGCAGGCUCAAGCCGUAGGUUUUGCUACGGACUGCAUUCCUUCGCACACGAAAUCCUAAUCAACUUCAGAACGUGUGCUUCAGAGAGCAGCAGGGAGGGGGAAAAAAGAAAAAAAAAAAAAAAAAAGAAAAAAAAAAAAGAAAAGCAGAACGGUGAAAGCUGUGGUGCAAUCGCUCAGGCUCGGUCGUGGCGGAAGGCAGUCGGCCCCGUUCCGAGGCUGAUUUUUGGCAUUCCACCUUAAAUCGAAGCCGGCGCUCGGGAAGCAGGGAGCCGGGCCGCCGCGUCCCUCUGCGGAACCGCCGCAGCGCUGCGGCCGCGAGGCCAUGGCCGAGGGGAGCCCCGCGCGGGGCGGCAGGAGGCCCCGGAGGAAUGCGGCAUCAUUCCCAGGGAACCUGCACUUGGUGAUGGUUCUUCGUCCCACAGGGUUUUUCCAGCGCACCUUCACUGACAUUGGAUUUCGAUUUAGUCAGGAGGAUUUUCUGCUCAAGUUACCGGUUGUUAUGCUGAGCUCGGUUAGUGACCUGCUGACAUAUAUUGAUGAGCAGCAGCUAACCCCAGAGUUUGGAGGCACCUUGGAGUACUGCCACAGCGAGUGGGUCAUCUUCAGGACUGCAAUAGAGAAUUUUGCACUAACCGUGAAGGAAAUUGCACAGAUGUUACAAUCUUUUGGCACAGAACUGGCAGAGACUGAGCUCCCAGAAGACAUGUAUUCCAUUGAGCGCAUCUUGGCUCUGCGCACUGAGAAGUACUUCCAGCUCAAGGAAGAUAUUACAGCAGUCACAAAAGAAGGAAAGUUGCUUUUAAGCAAUUUAGAAGAGCCUGAUGUGGGUGAAUGCAGCCAGGACCAGCAUCGUGAGAGGCCUGGAGACUGGGACACUGUGAAUAGGCUGCUCGGGCAGCUGCGGGAAAUGGAAACUGCUUUUGAUGGCUUCUGGGAAAAACAUCAGUUGAAAAUGGAGCAGUAUUUACAACUGUGGAAGUUUGAGCAAAGUUUUCAAGAGGUCAAGAAUGCCAUUGAAUUUUUAAUGGGUCAACAAGCAGAACUGCCCGACACUGGAGACAGUGUCUCCCAAGUGAAACAGAGGCUGAAGGACUUGAAUCAUUUUGAUGGUAUGGCUCAGGAUCUGAUAGGGAAGGCUCAAGUGGUGAUACUACAUGGACACCAGCUAGCAGCAAAUCAUCACUAUGCACUCAACUUAAUCUGCCAGCAAUGCAACGAGCUGCGGCACCAUUCUGAUGUCUUGUCUGACGAGAUUAAAAGGAAGCAGUUGCGGCUGCAGAAGACCUUGGAUCUUCAUACUCGCCUUCAGCAGGCCCUGCAGUGCUGUGAUGAGGGUGCCUACCUGCUUGCCAACCAGCAGAUGGACAAGUGCCAGUCUAAAGAAGGUGCUCAGAAAGCUCUCCAGGACAUAGAAAGAUUUCUUGAAAGCUCUUCAUCCUACUUAAACUAUGAUCCCCAAUCCCUACAGUAUGAUUUUGAGUCAGUCUUAACAGCUGAAUUGAAGUGCCAGAUACAGUCAGUGCAGGUGAAGCUUGAAAAUGUUCGAAGCAUGUUUGAGAAUCGUCAGUCUUGCUUCAAGAAGCUGUUGGAUAAGCACGUGCGUCCCGUCCAGUUAGUGGCCCCUCGGCCAGAAAACCCACCACGAUCAAAGUCACCAUUAUUUUCUCCUAAACAUGGUGUGGAUUUUAAUUCCAGUUUGAAAUUUUCAUUUGACCUCUCUCUCCCUGGGAAGAAAACAUCAAGAAAAACUCCAAGUUCUCGCAAGAUUGAAGUAAUGCACGAUUAUCAGGAAAAACGGAAUUCCUUGCAGUCUUUUAUUUCAGACAGUGAUGACAACUUAGAUAUACUGAAAGGCCAUGUCAUAAAUGAGCUUAUAGAAACUGAGAGAGUGUAUGUAGAGGAACUGUUCACUGUUCUGACGGGCUACAGAGCUGAGAUGGACAACCCUGCCAUGGUUAUCCUUAUGCCUCCCGUGCUGAGGAACAGGAAGGAUGUCCUCUUUGGAAACAUGCCUGAGAUAUAUGACUUCCACAACAAAAUAUUCCUGCACAGUUUGGAAAGCUGCCUGGGAGCACCCGAGAGAGUGGGAUUUUGUUUCCUAGACAGGCGAGAGGAUUUCCAGAUGUAUGAGAAAUAUUGUCAGAACAAGCCCCGGUCAGAGUCCCUGUGGAGGCAGUGCUCUGAGAGCACCUUCUUCCAGGAGUGCCAAAGAAAAUUAGAGCACAAACUUGGGCUGGAUUCCUAUUUGCUCAAACCAGUGCAACGCCUGACAAAAUACCAGUUGCUUCUGAAGGAGUUGUUAAAGUACAGCACAAGCUGUGAUGGAGUUCAGGAACUUCAAGAAGCUCUGGUUGCAAUGCUGGAUUUGCUAAAAUCAGUCAAUGACUCUAUGCAUCAGAUUUCAAUAACAGGAUAUGACGGCGACUUGAGUGAACUAGGAAAAGUACUGAUGCAAGGAUCUUUCAGUGUUUGGACAGGACACCGAAAAGGUCCAACAAAAAUGAAGGAUCUUGCCAGGUUCAAGCCAAUGCAGAGGCAUCUCUUCCUGUAUGAGAAAGCCUUGGUCUUCUGCAAGAAGCGAGAGGAUCACGGAGAUGGAUAUGAUAAAACUUCGUCUUACAGUUUUAAGCAUUUUCUGAAAAUGAAUGCAGUUGGAAUAACUGAGAACGUGAAGGGGGAUCAUAGAAAAUUUGAAAUCUGGUAUAGUGGAAGAGAAGAGGUAUACGUUGUGCAGGCCCAAACAGUAGAUCUGAAGAUGGCAUGGUUAAAUGAAAUAAGAAAAAUUUUAUUCAAGCAGCAGGAGCUCAUAAAAGUGGAGAAGCAGCAGCCCAGCUCAUGCUCUGACCAGCUCCACCUCUCCUCCCAGCUGAGUGACGGAAAGCAGCAGAGAGCCUCCAUAAGCUCAGAAGAGAACGACUCGGAGCGCACCAGCCCAGUGCCACUCGACAGCGUGCUCCUGUCACCCCAGAGCAAACCCCACAGAAGCUGGCCAGGAAUGUCACAGUCCCUGGAGAUCUGUGAGGGGCUGGAGGAGUGGUCGGGUAACCAGUACCUUUCCAACUGCUCAGACACCGAAGAGGAGGAGGGGAACCAGCUGUCUCCAGGAAAAUACAAAGCCCUUGCAGACUGCAAGAGGAGAGGAUCAGAGGAUCUGCUGGUGAAAAAUGGGGAUGAAAUUCAGCUUUUGCAUGAAGAUGGUGAGGGACAGUGGUUGGUGAAAAACUUAAACAGAAGAAAAGAAGGCUGGAUCCCUGUCCACAGUCUGCAGAUAGUAGUCGGUGAUUGUAGAUUUCGGAAUGCCAAAGUUGCAGAUGCUGCCCUGUGUAACACGCGAAAGUUUAGUUCCCCUUGAGUUAAGGGUGAACUAGUAGCAUCCUGGUUUUGAUGCUCUUGGAAGCUUUCAACUACGUGUUACAGAGAAAUAGCACAAUAGUUGGAGUUUUCCUGUACUAUUCAUCACAUUCACAGAGCUCCACAGCUUCAUCUGCACUGAACGGGACCGGUGUCCUAAGCAGCUUCUCAUAGUCAUAAAGGAAGCCAUUCUCUGCUCUUUUUUUUCCCCCACUAUGGAAAGUACAGUGUUUCAUUAUUUUUACCUGCUGUUUUCCAUGACAUCCAUCAUGUUUCAUCAGAGAAGUACACCUUGUAUAGAUGCUUGAGAUUUCAUCUGCAGGUUGAAGGCUUUAUCUACUUAUUAGCUGACAACUGUUGAAGCUGAUUGCAAAUCAAAGAGUUGAGUUUUGGUAAACCAAAAACAAACAAAAACCAACAACAAAGAAGCUGUAUGUUCUGCUUAAUUGAUUUUAUGGAUGGAUUUUUCUUAAAAAUCUACUUCAGCUAUGUGAAUGUAAUGUUCUGUAAGAGCAUCAUCUGGCUGACUCACGUGGAAGAUGCAAUAAUGCUAAAGAUCCUUUUUUUGCACUUAGGGUCUGAAUCCAGCCCAUUGCAGUCAGUCCCAUUGAUUUCAGUGAGGUUUGGAUCAGGUCGAACUGACAACUCAGGGUUGUCGCCAAUCACUUUAGGGUCCCACAGUGUCCCAAGGCUGAAACCUGUAUCUAGCAAGUGUUGAAGUUUACAUUAAAUGUAUGUACUUUUGGAACACGUGCCAUAAAUCAAAGUUAAAUGUCCAUGUUUGCACUAAGGAUGUUCAUGUGACAAGACUGUACUUUUCAGCAUCUUUAAUGAUAACGCAUCAGUUGAAUUUUCAAGGAAGAAAAGGAAUAUUGAAUUCUCAGUUUAAUUUUGUGUUUCUGUGUCUAGUUUUGCUUUUGUAGAACAUAGGUAUAGGUGGUUUGACUUUUAAGCAGAUGUAUGCAAAGAGCAUCUGACUGUUGAGAACAGGGUUGAUAGUAUGCAUGCCUUACAGGAUGUGCUCUGUCCCGUUGACACAAAAUGUUUUAUACCAUGGGCUGAAGGGGGACCUUUGUGUUCUGACUUUGAUUUGUGAGCCAUCAAUUCUUAGAUACAGUAUCAAACUGUUGAGUUCAAACACACUGAGUGUUUUCGGUGACCACUUUUGUAUGGAGGAAUGGUUGAACUGCUCCUUGGCUGUGGCUGCCCAGGGGGGAUUUCCCUGGGUUGGAUGGCCAGCGCUGGGGGCAGCCCCAUACAUCCCCAAAGCAGGACCACUGAGUCUGUGCUAAGCAACACUGCGAGACUUGGAAAGAUCCCAGUGUUCCUUAGCCAUUGGGAAUCAAACCAGGGAGGUUUUAAGUCACUGAUUAUUAUUUCUGUCUGUUUUAAAACUGAUCACAGUGCGCUCACUAGGUGGAAAAGUAGGAUUCUCUGAAGUUAGUAUGGAGGUAAUUUAUAGUGGUAACAAUUCUUGUGGUACCAGUACACAUUUUGAGGUACAGCUGUAAAUAUUUGUCUCAAACAUAGCACACAUUGCAUAUGAAUGGUUUUAAUCUUUUUUUCUGUCUUCCAUAGUUUUAAAUUUAAGCUUUUAUUAAUUUAUGAGAUUGACUAGCUCUGCAACUCUGAAUGUACAGUCUGAGAUUUUUAACAUUUGAAACUUUGCACAUGACAUGGUCUGUUACCUUUAAGUAUGCUGUUGAACUAGGCUCUUCAUGUACAUGUUAUUAUAAAUUACAGUAGAGAGUUUUCUCUGACUGCAAGUUUAAAUGAACUAUAUUGUAUAUGUACCUGUAAAAAAAAAAAAAUGUGUUAAAUCUAUAUUUAAAGAUUAAAAAGUUGUUAAAUAAAUUCUUAU